Molecule: messenger RNA, 8419 nt
Organism: Paramuricea clavata
Lineage: Eukaryota; Metazoa; Cnidaria; Anthozoa; Malacalcyonacea; Plexauridae
Source: the annotation of a GenBank genome assembly
CAAUGCAACAGUAACAACCCGACAAGAUGGACGGCAAACAACAACCUCAAAUGCAGCGAUAAUAACGUGAAGACAAGAAACGAUCGUUGUAUUAAUGGAGAAUGUCGUGGACAACCUUACACGUGUCUAUCAUGCCAAGAUCACUACAACGACACGUGCAGGCGAAAGUCUGGAUACUGUAUCAUCAAAACCAACAAUGUGGACACAUGUUACCGCGCGAAUACGGGAAAACCCGGGAACCCAUGUCAGGUAGGGCAUAGCCUAUCGAAGGGAAAAUGGCUGUGAAACACAUUAGAAUAACAAUAUAACUCAUCAUCUAUGUUAGAAUAACAAUAUAUCAUCUAACACAUUAAUAACUCACCAUCUGGCACUUAAUUGUCUAAGAAAUUAUUUUUCAAACAGACAACAAUAUGUUGAAUGCAAUGGGGCAACGUCCUCGUUUAAAAAACCAUAAGACGUGGAGUACCUCAAGGUCCGUACUUGGACCAUUACUAUUUCUGAUAUAUAUUAAUGAUAUUUGCAAUGUCUCAGAUGUCUUGGAGUUGGUCUUAUUUGCUGAUGAUACCAAUCUAUUUUUUUCUCAUCAUGAUCUAUAUAACUUGACCAACAUCGUCAAUAUAGAGUUACUUAAGUUAUCUGAAGUCAAACUAUAUUAUUUUUCGACCGCGGCAAAAGCGACAAAUUACUAGUUUUGCCUAGAACCAAGUUACGCCAAUUCUCUGUGUCCUAUCAAGGUUCAAGUUUUUUAAAUACACUAAGUAACGAUAUUCGUCUUGCACCAACUCUUCAUCAAUUCCAAUUCAAAUUAAAAAACUUCUUAUUCUCUCGACUAUAGUAUGUUUUUAAUACUUGGGUCUCCAACCCAGUGAUUCCAAAUUUAGUCUAUCUGACUACUAUAGCACAGCUGUGAAUUAAUUACUGUAAUACGUCUAUAAAAGAGAAAGUCCACAAGUGUCAAUAAGCCUUAUGGUUUUUCUUUUGGAAAGAAUUCCUUUUUUGUGGCAAUUUAAUAAAUUGAAAUUGAAUUGUAUAUGUUAGUCCACGUUUAUGUAAAUUAUAUUACGCGAUGAUGUAAAUCACAAAAUCAGAGAAUACGGUAGGUCGUUUGAAAUUUGCCCCAAUCGCUGCUUGUACAACAUAGUAAACAUUUAGUGUAAUGUUUGCCUGGUGUAAGUUACUGUCUAUUCUGCAUUUUCGUUUCUUCCUAGUGGCAGUAGUGUGGUAUUCCUAUACAGAGUUAAAUGGACAGAUGUCGUAAAAACUAACCUCUGUACAAAUAUUGAAAAUGCAGAAUAGGCAGUAACUAAAAUCAGGCCAACAUUUCACUAAAUACUUCGACAAACUUCCUUUUACCUCAGAUUUUGCGAUUAACAACGUCGUAUUAUAUGAUUCACCGUUUAUUGUUGAAGCCAUAUUUCAACGUGUUAUCCAAAUUACGACGGAAGUAGAAUAAAUCAUUUUCUGCGAAAAUACAAACUUCUCAAAGCACUAAUUAACUAGUUAAAAGUACUAAUUGAAAAAUCUAUAUCUUCAGUGGUGCAAUCCAAGUACGACUACAUCUGCAUGGACAAACAGAAAUGGAAUAUCUUGUGAUGAUCGGCAGAAAUGCACGCGCUCAGAUAAAUGUACAAAUGGCCAAUGUGGCGGCAUCAGUUUUAAGUGCAAUACAGUGUGUCAAUACUGUGAUGGAAAUGGUUGUAGUUUGAAUACAGGUUUUGGAUAUGUUGGAGGAAAAUGUACUUGUAAAAUAGCAGGUGGGUGAACAUUACUGAUCAUAAUAUUUUCCCCUUUAAUAACACUGGAUCAAUUAGGGUUGGCUCUCAACGGACCUCCAGCAAGAACAGUUUAGAACUGAUGGGGCUAUCCAGCAUAAAUGAAGUUUAGUUUUUUGUUUUGUUUAGGUUUCCUCCUGUAAUAACACUGGGUUAAUAAGAGAUGAUUCUUACUGGACAAUUUAGAACUGAUAGAGCUAUCCAGCAUAAACAGAGUUAGUGUAUGUUUUUUUCCUACGGUAACACUGGAACAAUAAGGGAUGGCUCUUAAAGCUAAUUUCCUCUCCGGAAAAUAAGCAGCAGAUCGGACCGGAUCGGAACAAACCAAAAUCCGCGGAAACGCCAUCAGUAGAAAUGUUUGGUUCCGGUUGAUCCGGCGACGUUGCUGGCUGGAUAAUAAUAAGUUGAAAUAUUUUCAACUUUUUUUGGUCCGGUUCCGCGGAUUGAACUUGGCGACCAAUCAAAUACCGCAUUAUCUAAAAUAAAUUAAAUAAUACCUGUAUAAAAAUUACAAAAUGUAGGAUGCGAGACUGGAACGAACUCUAUUUUUUCCUUUUCCGAUGCGAUCAUUCCACUUGUCCUUUUACCAUUGGUCUCCCGAAAAAAUCCAUACAAUUGCUUUAAAAUGCAAUGCUUUGACAUGCAAUGUUUCAUUGUACAGUAAAACCUCUAUAAUUUGUAUUACAUGAAGUACGUGUAACAUCACAAUAGCGUUGCAUCAUUAUGUAAUAUAUAUCCCCAAGAUUGGCAAGAAAAUACAAAUUUAAAACUGUAUACAAAAACUAAAUGACGAAAAAAACUCGUACAUAAACAUCGAAAUUCAUUAAAAAAGACUAACUCACUAUGGUGUUUGUACAUCGUGUUUUUUUGUUCUCUCAUCACUUUUAAACGAGUUAAUUUUGCGAAAAUUCCGAGGAAAAUUCAUCAACUUCGUGGCUCAAUUUGGUCAAAACUAUGCGACAUGAUGACGACUCACUUUAAACUUGCUGAGCACGCGCAGUUGAUCAUUUUUCGCCCGGUCGCCUGAAAAAAAGUGGGUACAUGAUAACGUAAUCUUCCGCAGUGUUUACAACGGUCAGUUACGUCUCAGUAUGUCUUAUCUACUCUGUGAUGCAACGCUAUUGUGAUGUUACACGUACUUCAUGUAAUACAAAUUAUAAAGGUUUUACUGAAGCAUUGCAUGUCAAAGCAUUGCAUUUUAAAGCAAAUUGUAUGGAUUUUUGGGUUUGGUGGGUAAUCCCAGUGAGCAUAUAAAUAUACAUAACAUCUAAAAUCUAACUUGGAACGGUUGCAAAAAAUGGAAUACUAGUACUAGGGCCAAAAAAGUGGGUAUCCGGUUUCCCGACCCUACCUAGCUUUUGGACGUCGAAAUCCCGACCCUAAACUUUUUUAUUGGAUCAUGCUUGUAAGUGUUUCCACUUAGAAGAAAAAGUUUGUGGAAAAUUGAAAUUUGAGGAAAUAUUAGGGAAAUUUAUCUUUGGAUGUGGAAGCACUGACUAAACAAAAUGGCGUCCGCUUGUUCGGAAAAUUAAAAAAAAAGUUUAAAUUAAAAAAAAAAGUUAAAACCGACCUACCCUACCUAAGUUUUUAUAAGAAGAAACCGGAAACCCACAUAUUUUUUUUUUGGCCUAGUCCUCCGGCAUUUUAUACAUUUAUUACGACCUAACAGGAACAGCUACGAAAAUGCAGCUAUAGGCCCUCUGGCAGGAAUAGAACCUGCGGCCCUGCGAUUCCGAAAUUGUGUCAUCGGAGACAAGAUAAAAGGCUCUGAAGCCAGCAUCUCAAACACGAAAGGAGACUGUAUGGCCAAGAUGGAGCACUUUCCGAAAAGUAUAUUGGGUGGCAACCCACAUAAACACACAUUUACUGACUGGGUCAAUUAAAGUCAAACUUACAUUUCUUGGUAACAGGUAAAGACUACAACCACCAACAGCUAAAUCCAGGCAAUCAAUGUCAGUGGUGUGACCUUUAUGACAAAGCUUCCAAAUCAAGCUCUGUGUGGACCAACAGACCCGCGGUCUCUUGUACCGAUGGUAAUCCCUGUACGAAACAAGAUCUCUGUCAAAGCGGCCGAUGUGUGGGUAAGGCAUACAGUUGUCAAUCAUCCUACCCGCAGAUCAGUUGUAUACAACGCUCUGAGUGCGUGGGAGACGGUACUUGUAGGGAUAUCAUGAGAAUCAAAUGGACAAUAUGCCGUCCAGUUGUGGAUAAGUGUGAUCAACCUGAAAGGUGAGAGGACAGUUCGGUCAACAUGCAUGACGAUUUUUUUAGUUAUGCCUUGGAGAACUAGGGAACAUUGUUUCCUAGCCAUGUUUACCGAAGGUGGGCAAACCAGGAAACAUUGUUUCCUAGCCAUGUUUCCUGAAGGUGGACAAACCAAGAAACAUUGUUUCCUAGCCAUGUCUCUCAAAGGUGGGUAAACCAGAAAACAUUGUUUUCUAGCCAUAUUUCUCAAAGGUGGGCAAACCAGGAAACAUUGUUUGCUAGCCAUGUUUCCCGAAGGUGGGCAAACCAAGAAACAUUGUUUCCUAGCCAUGUUUCCCGAAAGUGGACAAACCAGGAAACAUUGUUUCCUAGCAAGUUUCCUGAAGGUGGACAAACCGGGAAACAUUGUGUCCUAGCCAUGUUUCCCGAAGGUGGACAAACCAGAAAACACUGUUUUCCAGCCGUGUUUCCUGAACGUGGCCAAACCAAGAAACAUUGUUUCCUAGCCAUGUUACGUGAAGGUGGACAAACCAAGAAACAUUGUUUCCUAGCAAUGUUUUCUGAAUAUGGGCAAACCAGAAAACAUUGUUUCCCAGCCAUGUUUCUCAAAGGUGGCCAAACCAAGAAACAUUGUUUCCUAGCUGUUUCUUAAAGGUGGGCAAACCAAGAAACAUUAUUUCCCGCCAUGUUUCCCAAAGGUGAACAAAUCAGGAAACAUUGUUUCCUACCAUGUUUCCGGAAAGUAUUGCAUCAAAUUUAAGGCAAAAAGAAUCAAGAUUUUCAGCAACAAAAGGUGGCAAGAAGAUAGAAUAACAUAACCAAAAAUAAAAUAGUCUAAUUUCUCUUUCACAGAUGUAACGGUGCCCUGGGAACAUGUCCACCGCGUGUUGUCGACGCAAUUAGAAUUCAAGGAGGGCAAUCUGCUUUAACUCUUUCAAACUUCGCAAGUUCCAUCGCAUACCAACCAACCACGGACAAAUUCUACCUUAAACUAACUGGUUUUGCAGUCACAUGUGGUGCGCUCACUAUAAAAUGGUCUUUACUCAAAGGCAAGGACAGCUGCGCUCUUGGUAAAAAACCCGGUAACCUGACUAACACAAACAACCACGUCCUUAGCCGGUUAACUUUACAAAUCGGCGAGGCAUAUAAAGUAGUUGUACAGGCUUACGAUAUUCGUGGACAGUCUGGGUUACCUGUAUGUAGCAACGUGGUUACCAUAGAUACCAGCAGGCCGAGUGGAGGAUGGAUUCGCGAUGGACUGGGCUCGAAAGACGUUCAAUUCCAGUCAAGUAAAACGAUCAGUUCAACCUGGGGUGGUUUUAAAACAAGUCAUGGUAUAGCAAAGUAUGAGAUAGCUGUGUACCAUAACGACACUGUAUUACAAUUUUUUACUGAUGUCAACCUCAAAGCAUCUUUUUCCAAAAUCUUUUCAGUAAUCACAGAUGGCAGUGAAAUUAUCACAAAAGUCAGAGCAUUUACAAAGGCAGGUCUUUAUUCGGAAAUUUCCAGCAAUGGGGUGACGGUCGAUACCUCCAAGCCUAAACCAGGGACGGUCUCGGACGGCCCGUCCUCCGAUCUCAAGUAUGCUAGCUGGACUAGGACCUACGAUGCCAGCUGGACCCAAUUCACGGACGCUCAUACACCUAUUGUCGAGUACAAGCUCGGUGUGAAAAGAAAAGAUGGCGGAUUGGUUUCGUCCGGGUUGACUUCGGUCGGUUUGGGACGUGCCGGUCAAGUGUCGGGAGUGACUCUAACCUCGGGGAUCCAGUAUUGCGCUAUUGUGGAAGGGGUCAACGCGGCCGGUCUUAGUACCCAGGCUUCUUCCGACUGUCUCCUCAUAGACCACUCUGCACCGCGACCUGGCACGGUCAAUGAUGGAACCUCGGAAGACGUCGACUAUCAAUCUGCGGACAACGAGACUCACGCAAACUGGAAUGGAUUUGACGACGGGCAAAAGGGUAGCGGACUUGCGGAAUAUAGAUACAAAUUAACGGAUAAGAAUAACAAAAAUAUUACAUCAUGGGUUUCUGCGGGUCUUCAAACUAAAAUCACUAUCACAGGGUUAAGCCUUUCAAAUGGUAAUACGUACUAUCUGACAGUACGAGCAGUUGAUAAAGUUGGACAUUACGUUGAUGUCAAAUCAGACGGAGUGUUUAUCGAUAUAAGCCAUCCAGUUUAUACAGGCAGUAUGAGCGUCCAGGGUGAGACAGCUCAAAAUAAUGGCGAGACAGUGGUGUAUAUCAGAGAUAAAGACUCCGUGACAGUCUCUUGGCCACAGUUUGUAGACGAACAUAGCGGGAUGAGGAAAUAUCAAUGGACUAUUGUCGAGAAGAAUGUGCAGCCAACAUCGUGGAAAGAUGUACCUGGAGUUAAACUUGCUACCAAAGCUGUUCUAAGGUGAGUACAAACUGGGUAAAGACCUACCUAAAAUGCUCAUGUUUUGUGAUUGGCUUUCAAAAACAAAAAUGAUCAUUGUUCGCGACUCGUUCUUUAGAAAGACGAUUUCUAUAGUUUUAUUGUCUUUCAUUGUUAUAAUGAACCAACCACGAGCCUGGAUAGUAUAAGUAGAUUCUAGCUUUCCGCGAAGCAAUCACUGUAAAUAAGCUGCUGUAGCAUAUACUCGGAAGGUGGAUAGUGCUUUUCCCACAAUUUUAUUGAUUGUUCAGCUCCAGAUCUCCUCUUCACUUCCGGAUAAAAACAAAAUGUCUCCCUGUUUUGUUCCGGUUGCAUUUUUCGCAACUACUCUGGGUCAAAUAAAUUUCACAUUCGAAACUUCAAGUCUCAUCUAUAAUUAGUACAAGAGAUUAGUGCCAGUCCCUUCCUUCUCGCAUGGAUAACCAGCUUAAUUUUAAAAUCGAUUCGAUGUUAUUUACAUAACGUCUAGUCACAAAUCUAGCCGCUGAGUAUUGUAUUCGCUGCAGUCUCUUGAGAAGAUGUUGGGUUAGUGGAUACAAUACAAUGUCACCAAAGUCUAAACGAGAAAAAAUGAAGCUUUCAGCCAAAUGUUUCCUCAGGAGAAAGUUGCGAAGUUCUUAAUUUUUCUGAGAUUUGCUAGAGUAGCACGUCGAAGCGAUUCGAGAACCUUUGUCCUCUUCGAGAACCUUUGUCCUCUUCGAGAACCUUUGUCCUCUUCGAGAACCUUUGUCCUCUUCGAGAACCUUUGUCCUCUUCGAGAACCUUUGUCCUCUUCGAGAACCUUUGUCCUCUUCGAGAACCUUUGUCCUCUUCGAGAACCUUUGUCCUCUUCGAGAACCUUUGUCCUCUUCGAGAACCUUUGUCUUCUUCGAGAACCUUUGUCCUCUUCGAGAACCUUUGUCCUCUUCGAGAACCUUUGUCCUCUUCGAGAACCUUUGUCCUCUUCGAGAACCUUUGUCCUCGUCAAAUAACAUAUUAUAUGUUCAAUGUUUCCUACUUUGUUUCAAUUUAGAUCACUCCACCUAACAAACAACAAAGAAUAUCAACUGACUAUACGUGGUAUCAACAACGCUGGGCUUUAUGCUGACAUAAAAUCACCUAUCCUCAUCCUCUUAAGUAAAGCUCCAGGUCUCGGUACGGUGUCGGACGGCGAAGACCCGACGAUAAAUAUCGAUUACCAAACGAACACAUCCGAAAUUUACGCGACUUGGAAAGGUUUUGAAACAGCGAACAUUAAAGUCCGAGCUUACUUUAUUGCUGUCGGUAGCUGCAUCAAAGGAAACUAUCACGUGACUGAUAACCAGUUUAUACCGGUUAAUCCAGCCACGGCUACCUCGUUUGGAAUACAAGGACUGAGUCUGGUCAACGGUCAGAAAUAUUGUAUUAAAAUCAAAGCAGAAAAUCUAGCCGGCGUUCAAACUCAGCCUGUCUCCUCGGACGGAUUCAUAGUUGACGUGAACCCCCCUGAUCUGAAACGGGCGAUGGUAUUAGACGGUAGUGGCGAUGAUGAUAUAGAUUAUCAGUCAAGCAGGGGGGAGCUGUCUGCUACUUGGACCGGGAUCCAAGAUCACGACUCGGGGAUAAACCAUUUUGAAGUUGCAGUCAGUCGGAAUCGGGUUGGCGAACCGGAUGUGACGUCAUUCAUAGACGUUGGCCAAAACACGUCAGCAAAAAUAUCUGGGCUAAGUUUGCACAAAGACGUGUAUUACGUCAUAGUGUGUGCUAUAAAUAACGCAGGAUUAAAAUCAUGCCUAGCUUCGGAUGGAGUCCUUAUUGAUCCGACCCCUUCAACAUCCGGUGUAGUGCACGACGGAAUACUAGAACCGGAUGUUCGUUACCAGUCUUCCACGAAAAAUAUGAGCGCGAACUGGGAACGAAUCUGGGAUUUGGAAAGCAGAGUGGAAAGAUUCGAAUGGGGGAUUGGAGAAAAGCAUCCGGGAUCUGUGUUGAACUUUGUUGACGUAGGUCUGCAAACUCACGUGACAAGUGAGAAAGUGUUAGCUCUACAACAUGGUCAUAAUUACACG